Molecule: messenger RNA, 2908 nt
Organism: Lucilia cuprina (Australian sheep blowfly)
Lineage: Eukaryota; Metazoa; Arthropoda; Insecta; Diptera; Calliphoridae
Product: G-box-binding factor
Exons: 3
Coding region: 1-2526 (841 amino acids)
Source: RefSeq, a predicted model, not a curated record
AUGGUGCGCAACUUUUCGCCACGCAUGGACUAUAACAACAAUGAAUGGCGUCCAGUAGGACGUGGAGAUCCCCUAAAAAAUGAUCCUACAUUUGAUUAUAGUCCUCCCACACUCGAUCGUGUUAGAUAUUGGGCCGAUUCGGAUAAGGAAAAAGACAAAACGGAAGAGGUAUCAGCAGCCUUAGUAGAUGCAAAGUUAAAAAAGGCAAAUCCGGGUAAAAACGAAAUCUUAUUAUUAGGCGUUACGGGCGACAGAAUGCGUGGAGGUGCACCGGUUCAGCAACAUGUACCACAUAUGCUAAAGAAUGCUAAGGGUGAAACGCCAUUAUUACAACCGAAAUACACUUCAAUAAGACGUUCCUAUUAUGCUCAUCAAUUGCCCACCCAUUUGAUGCCACCACCCAUGCAACCAAUGCAACCAGCUACACAGCAACAUCAGUUACAAUCAUCCUCUCAAAUGCAGCAACAUCAACCGCAACAACAGCAGUCACAAUCUUCAAUGCAGUCACAAUCUCAACAUCAUCAAGUAUCAGCAAUGCAUAUGGUAAAACCAGCUCAUUCGGAAUAUCGCCACAACAUGCCGGGACAUUCUUAUAUGACCUCAUCGCCCAUGAGCUCUAUGAGUGUUCAUUCGAAACCCUAUUACAUGUCUACUGCCACACAACCUUGGAUGCAUACCACUAGUUCAGCUUCUAAGGGAGGAGCAUCCACUUCCUCCUCUUCCGUUCAUUCUCCUUUAAUGAUGUCUGGCAAUUCUCAUCGUUAUUCACAUCCCCAGACACAUGAUUCUUAUCAUCAAGAGUCUGUUAACUAUGUAACCUAUCAUAGUCGCCCCAGUCUAACGAGUACACCCUCCAUUAUGUUGGGCAUGAAUGUUGCCGGCCAUCAUGAAAUCUAUUCUCCCAAUUCGAUUAGAGGUUCCUCUAGUGGCCAUCAUAAAUCAACAUUGUCCAGCUCUAGGAAACCUUGGAUACAUGAUUUAUUACAAAAAGAGUUUAUCAAACCCGUAAAACCUACACAGAACCCCAACUCCUAUCAUGUGGAUACCAUUAAAUCUUCACACAUGGAGCCACAACAGCAUUUCGAACCGGAUUAUGCGACCACAAGUAAUUUAGCUUAUCGUCCAACUGUGGCACCCGUCAAAAUGACUACCGACUCAUUGUUCUCGCACUACAAUCAACCGGAGAAACCCCUACGCGGACCCAUGUAUUUGAUUAUUGAGGGUCAUUCGAAAGUGAAAACUUAUGGUAAAGAUGAAUUAGAUCCUCAUAAACCGAAAAUUGUACCCGUUAUACCGAAACGUGAACCGGUGGUAAGAAUGGCUGAUCCCAAUGAAAAGCGGGGUACACCAGAAACUUUCCAGGUUAAACAUUUGCAUACAAAAACGACUAAACCUAUGGAGACUUCAGCUACAAAACCAACAGUAACAAAAGCUACAACUGCAAAACCCGCCGUUACAAAAGCUACAACAACAAAACAUGCGGCCACAAAAGCUACUACUGCAAAACCAGCCGUUACAAAAGCUACAACCCCAAAACCACCAACCGCCACAAAAACGACCACUAAGCAACCUGCAGCAGCAAUGAAAACUACCACCACUACUACCGUUAAGCCCAAAACUACCAUGAAAACCACAACAACUACAAAACCAACCGCUAAAAAAGUAAUAACAUCUACUACAACCACAACUACAAAACCUUCCAAAAUUAGCGUUACAACUACGCCCAUCCCAGCAAAACCUAAAUUUGAAAAAAUUGACAGUAAAGAAGUCAAAAGUUCCGGUAAAGACGAGUUAAAAAUGUCUGCCAAACUUACAAAUCCCAAUGCUUUAGAAGCUCCACAAAAACCCAGUCAAACUUUAAUCAACGAACCUCCCACUGCUAUGCAAGGAUUUUUAAGCUUUUUAGACUCUUCUCUAGAUAGCAUUUUUAAAGAAGAACCCAUGGCCGACAAUGAUUCUCAAAAGGAAAUGGAUUCAAAUAAAGAUACCACAACCAAACUAAAGCCCAUAGCAAUGAAACCCAGUAGUCCUCAACAAAUCGAGGCCAGAGUUAGCACAAAAUUGGAAGCUAUCAAAGCAGAAGACUAUGAGGAUUAUGUAGAUGAUAACUAUUUCCAAAUGACAACCGAGUAUAUACCACGUGAAACUCGUCAAGUUUUCGACUACGAUCAAUUACCCGAAUCGAGAAUAAACCUUAAAGAUGAUGCCAAUUUUGGAGAUUUCUUAGAACAAAUUGAUGAUGAAGAUGAUUUAUCGACUUUUAAUUUCGACGAUGAAUACGAAGAUGAAGAUGAGGAGGAAAUUGAGGGUCAAAAGCCUACACAAAUAGCUGUAAAUUCAUCCAAUAAACCACACAAUCUCAUAAAACGUAUUGAUUCCCUAGUUAGCAGCAGUGUAGAAGAUGACUUUGAUGAUCUUUCCUCUUUAGUUGAUGGUGAUGACGAUGAUCUUACCGAAGAUGUUUUACCCGAUCUGCCAAGAAAUCAACCACGACAGCAACAACAACCCCAGGCUAAAAAAGCGUAACACUAAACUUGAAUUUGAAAAGAAAGACAACUACUUUAAGUUUUAUUUUUAAAGUUAAAACAAAAAAAAUAAUCUAUAGUUUAAAAGUAUUUUUUUAUACUGUUCUAUACCAAAUCUUAAAAUAUCUUUGAAAUCUUUUUUUUAAUUUUUGCACAAGUUGUAGUAUUUUUUUUAAUAAUUUAUUUUUUUGUAUUGUUGUAAUUGUAUAUAAAACAGCUUUAUUUUGCAAGAGAAAUCAAUUAGAAAUCAAGAUGCAGAAAAAUCCUCUGAAGAGUCGUUUAAAUUUAAGUUACAAUACCAUCACGUUUAUUUUUGUGAUUGUUUAUUUAUUUUAGAAUUUAAGUGUAAAUUAUUGAAUAAAAAUUAUUUAUUAACAAAAAAA